UCUGUUUUUGCCUCUUAGAAUUUACGAUUUUCUGCGCAUCAACAAGGAAGACAUCUUGGCUCCAGAUUCAAAGGAAGAAAUACUCCUAAACCACCUUCCUUGAGCUUCUUACGCUAAUAAAGCAGGAUGCCUGGGUUGAUCUACGGCCUCUCACGUGAAGUGACCAUGUCAGUCCUCCCUAGACUCAACGUAGAAGAGCUGCUAUUCGAACUCAGCAGAAGGGUGAAAAACCUGGACAGGGAGAACACCAUCAAGGACAGACUGGUCGGCAUCCUUAGGGAUGUCAUGUUGGAGGAAUACCAUCAGUUGGGGAGGAAGGCAGAAGGAAGUUUUCCAAACGAAGUGACCAUAACGCUACCCGUACAACAAGAACACGAGACGCUAACCCUGCAAGAGAUCAUCCCAGCUGCAUACGCUGAAGCAAUUACAUGUAUAACUUCAUCUUCUGACGACACACCAUCUUUCAGUACCCAGUUGCUUGAUACAAGUAGCACAAUGGGUACUUAUUCUACGGCAACUCCUUUGGAUGGUGAUGAAAAUGCAACUCCGGAUCAGGGCGCAGCACCUAUUCUACCCGACGCUGAAACACAAGCUGAUAGCAGGCCUUUUAUGUGUGACAAGUGUGGUUAUAGGGCAACGAAUAACGGAAACCUUGCCACGCACAUGAAAAGGCAUUCUGCUGUGAAACCGUUUAAGUGUAGUAACUGCAAGUUCAAGACAGCAAUUAAAAGCGACCUUGUGAAGCAUUUGAAAGUGCACUCGGGCUUGAGACCACACAGGUGUGAACUCUGUGACUAUAAGACCUACCGAAAGUCGGACGUUAAGAAACACAUGUUCGUGCACACUGGUGCGAAGCCCCUCAAGUGUGAAAGAUGCGACUACAGAACGGCUCACAAACCCGCUCUCACUGUACACAUGAGGCGUCACACUGGUGAGAAGCCCUACUGUUGUCAAGUGUGUGACUUCAGGACUACUGACACGGGCAGCCUCAUUCGACAUAUGAAAAACAAGCACAAUGAAUAUAACUUAGCCAGGGUACGAGAACCCUACCACAAAUGAGUGAGAAUCCUUUCGGCCAGAGAAGCCUUACGCCAGGUGCUAACAGCACUGGCAUCUUAGCUCUAGUUUCUCCUCACUAGCAUACACGUAUAGAUGAAGAAAAAAUGAACCAAAUAAGAUACAAAUGUAAAAUCACUGUCUAUCAGUCACCAGUUGUAUCUGUAUACUAGUGUGUACACUGUACAGCACCAGAAAUAUAUGGUGUAAAUUUGCAUGACUUUUUUUCAGUACUUGAACUUUAAGCAUACUUUGUUACUGAGAAACCUUGUUUCAAUUGUAUAUAUUAUAAUUUUGAGCUCUGUCCCUGUGUGAUUUAGCUCAAAGUUUGUUUAGCUCAACGUUUCAGCUGUAUGUAUUUUGGGCUUGGUUCCUAAGGUUUAGCUCAAAGUUUGUUUUCAUGUAAUUAGAUGAGAGCAGUAAAAGUUAGCAAAACAAUGUAGAUGUGAUAUUUUAAAUUUAGCAUCUUUACUUGUUCUGGUGUCAUGUUACAACCUUGUCUGCUGUGUCUCUAUACUUGACAACAGGAAUAAAGUUG
Branchiostoma belcheri (Belcher's lancelet) is the source of this 1594-nucleotide messenger RNA. Its product is annotated as zinc finger protein 436-like. The coding region runs from base 127 to 1059 and encodes 310 amino acids. Gene Ontology annotation, molecular function: DNA-binding transcription factor activity, RNA polymerase II-specific; RNA polymerase II transcription regulatory region sequence-specific DNA binding. The record is from RefSeq and is a predicted model, not a curated record. Gene Ontology annotation, biological process: regulation of transcription by RNA polymerase II. Lineage: Eukaryota; Metazoa; Chordata; Leptocardii; Amphioxiformes; Branchiostomatidae. The transcript is spliced from 3 exons. Gene Ontology annotation, cellular component: nucleus.